AUGGUGGGAGGAGGACCUGCGGUAUGGUGUGAGACACGGCAAGAGCUGUGUGAAGGUACUUGGUAUUUCAAGGCGUAUCAGAGCGGUGUGUACCACAGGGGCGGGGUAGUCCAGGGAUACAUGAUUGAUGGUUUCCCAGGACAACGAGAUGCCUGGAGCGAAAGGGUGUUUAUCUCUCAUGGGGGAGGAAAGAACGACCCUUUGCGACAACGGCACUCGGUUCGAUUUGAGGAUCCCAUGAGAAAGGAAGAUCUCGGGGAAGCUACUCUUCGGGCGUCUCAGGAGGAAUCGGACAGGUCCAUCCGAGUACUAAUGAAUACAUGGAGAGAGAAGAGACCUUUCGUAGUGGUUAUGGGAUCUGAAUAUACCUUGGCAGGAUUUCAAGCGUCGUACCGUUACUGCGUGUUAGGAUGGUAUGUUAUUACGCAGACAUGGGCGGAAAAAGAAUUUCCUAGUGUACUCCCGCAGGAACCCAACGCCCCGGAUUACUUUCUCCGAUACAAGUUUGCAUUCCAAUUUCUACCGAGAAACACUAUAAAGCCUUGGUUCAUGACAGAAGAGUGCGUCCGACCAUCUACACGGCAUACCUAUAAUUGUGCCUUGUGCGGGAAAGACUCGCCAAAGGUGUAUACCGCUGGAAUAUGUCUCAUACCUGACUGCGAGAGAUUUUGGAAGAUCCAAGAUGGGGAAUACUGGUCCGAUGCCCACGAACUUGAAAUUGACCCCGAGUUCCUUUGUCCUGUUCAACUUGACAGUGAUCUUGAGACCUUGAUCCCGGAGAGUAUCAUACCCCCUCCACCUCCUCUCAAUAUUGAGAGGUUCACACCAUGUGCGCUGUGGUGUCGCCGGUGUGGACGAAUAACCUGUCGUGAGAUUUGGGACAAGUGGAUAUGUGCUUCGUGCGGGUAUUUGAAAACCUAUCCGAAUACCCCCGUUCCGUGCGCCACUCUUUCAUCCACUUCAACACAAUGGAAAGAUCAUUUGGGAUGUCUCGCUGCUGCUCGAGACUCGGGCAUAAAGCGCUAUGUGGACGUCAUUGAUCAAGGGAUCUGCCGAGGACUGAUUCGGGCUACGUACGUGUUGCCUACAGGCGGGCGAAUAGAGCAUAUACUGGCGGACCCACACCAUAAGCUUGCAAAGAUUGGAAGCACUAUAUUCGAGCAAUAUCAAACUGGUGUUGUACCUUUGCGUCGAUGGCGGUUCUCUGCACACAGAGUAAAAGGUUUUCUGACACAAAACUUCUCUCAUAAUGCUGGUGAAGCCUAUCGCCACGCCAUCUCUAUGCCGUACUCCCACUUUGGGUCAGCACCAGAGCCAGUGCGACGUGCUCGAUCUAUUCUUCAAGCUGUUUCUCCUCACACGCAAAUCAAUGAGCUGCUUAGUAUAUUUUACAUGGACGGUCAGAAGAUGUCAUGGCAUGAUGAUGGAGAAAAGGAAGUGCAGGGUCCCAUUAUUGGCUGGAGUCUGGGAAGUGACUCGAUAAUGCGCUUCCGGCGCAAAAUGAAGAAGAAGAAGUGCAUUUUCGAUAUUGGGCGCGCAAAGGCGGCAAAACAACGCCGUUCAGCGCGUCCGCAGGAGAAUCGCCUCGACAGUAAGCCAGUUCAGACUGAAUCCAUGGAGCCAAUCCAGAAGAAACAGUCAGAACAAUCCACAGCAAAUAUAGAAAACUCCUUGCAUACUAUUAGCGGGCCAGUUUCUGCGAAAAUUGACGAGGGUGAGACGCAUAUUCCACGAAAAACCGUAUUAAAACUCGUUACCCGCCAUGGGGAUUUAGUCAUUAUGUACGGGAAAGCGGUUCAAACACAUUAUGAACACGCGGUAGAGCCUCAAGGUCUUCGAUUAUGCGUCACUGGUCGGACACUGCGAACGCUUACUCCGCUGUCUGAUGAGGCUUAUCCAGCAGACCCGCCUUGGUCUACCUCUCCAGGGAGUGUUCCUCUGGACUUGAACCUUCCCAAAGAGGGGCAGCCGCAAAGUAUAGAUGACAAUAUUUUGGGCGCAGCAAGACUAAUGCGACUGGCAGAUCCCCUGUGGAACUCAUGCUCACCUCUGGACAUGGAAUUCGAUGAGAUUUUUGCCCAGUCGGAUUAUGAGCCUGAUAUAAGCAGCAGCGACAGUGAGCGACAUGAUUCCGUAUUGGAUUCCGAGACCAGUGAUCUCGAAAGGAGAUUUACUUGUGCGGGACUAUUGAUGAGGAUAUCUCGUUCGUUGACCGUAGACAAUUAA
Spizellomyces punctatus DAOM BR117 is the source of this 2226-nucleotide messenger RNA. RefSeq lists its product as uncharacterized. NCBI's taxonomy places the organism in Eukaryota, Fungi, Chytridiomycota, Chytridiomycetes, Spizellomycetales, Spizellomycetaceae. Gene Ontology annotation, biological process: DNA repair. Bases 1 to 2226 code for a protein of 741 amino acids. The record is from RefSeq and is a predicted model, not a curated record. The transcript has 12 exons.